Gossypium raimondii (Peruvian cotton) is the source of this 2309-nucleotide messenger RNA. Its product is annotated as peroxisomal acyl-coenzyme A oxidase 1. Gene Ontology annotation, molecular function: FAD binding; acyl-CoA oxidase activity; fatty acid binding. The record is from RefSeq and is a predicted model, not a curated record. The coding region runs from base 50 to 2044 and encodes 664 amino acids. Gene Ontology annotation, biological process: lipid homeostasis; fatty acid beta-oxidation using acyl-CoA oxidase; long-chain fatty acid metabolic process. The transcript has 15 exons. Lineage: Eukaryota; Viridiplantae; Streptophyta; Magnoliopsida; Malvales; Malvaceae. Gene Ontology annotation, cellular component: peroxisome.
CAACUCUAUUGUAAUAAUCGAAGCCGAAAUAAGGGCGAAGAAAAACACAAUGGAACCACUGGAUUACCACGCUGAGGAGAGGAGCAAGGCGUCGUUCGAUGUAGAAGAGAUGAAGAUCGUUUGGGCUGGUUCUCGUCACGCCUUUGAGAUCUCCGAUAGAGCUGCUCGUCUCGUCGCUAGUGAUCCGGUCUUUCGAAAGGAUAACAGAACUAUGCUUAGUAGGAAGGAGUUGUUUAAAGAUACUUUGAGAAAAACUGCUCAUGCAGUGAAGCGGACUAUUGAGCUUAAUCUCUCUGAGGAAGAGACACAUACAUUAUGGUUUUAUGUGGAUCAGCCUGCUUAUGCAAACCUUCAUUGGGGAAUGUUUAUACCUGCUAUUGAAGGACAAGGAACUGAGGAGCAGAAACAGAAAUGGCUGCCAAUGGCACAUAACAUGCAAAUCAUUGGAUGCUAUGCACAAACUGAACUUGGUCAUGGCUCCAAUGUCCAAGGGCUUGAAACUACAGCAACAUUUGAUCCUCAGACUGAUGAAUUUGUCAUUCAUAGCCCCACAUUGACUUCAAGCAAAUGGUGGCCUGGUGGACUGGGUAAAGUAUCCACACAUGCUGUGGUUUAUGCUCGUCUUAGAACAGAUGGACAAGAUUAUGGAGUGCAUGGUUUUAUUGUCCAGCUGCGUAGUCUGGAUGACCACUCUCCUCUUCCAGGCAUAACAGUUGGUGAUAUUGGAAUGAAAUUUGGAAGUGGGGCAUAUAACAGCAUGGACAAUGGUCUUCUGAGAUUUGACCAUGUGCGCAUCCCGAGGAACCAAAUGCUAAUGCGUCUUUCCCAGGUUACAAGAGAAGGGAAAUAUGUACAAUCUGAUGUUCCCCGCCAGCUGGUUUAUGGUACUAUGGUCUAUGUCCGACAAAUAAUUGUAUCCGAAGCUUCCUGUGCUUUGUCAAGGGCAGUUUGUAUUGCAACAAGGUACAGUGCUGUUCGUAGACAAUUUGGUUCAGAGAAUGGUGGUCCAGAGACCCAGGUGAUUAACUAUAAAACUCAGCAAAGUAGACUCUUUCCUUUGCUUGCCUCUGCCUAUGCUUUCAGAUUUGUUGGUGAAUGGAUGAAAUGGCUAUACACUGAUGUGAGCAAAAGAUUGCAAGUCAAUGAUUUCUCCACGUUACCUGAGGUUCAUGCAUGCGCUGCAGGGUUAAAAUCUAUUACCACUUCUGCAACUGCAGAUGCCAUCGAAGAAUGCCGAAAGUUGUGUGGUGGUCAUGGUUAUCUUUCUUGCAGUGGGCUUCCGGAAUUAUUUGCAGUUUAUAUCCCUAACUGUACUUAUGAAGGAGACAAUAUUGUGAUGCUUUUGCAGGUUGCAAGGUUUCUAAUGAAGACCAUUUCCCGGCUGGUGUCUGGAAAGAUGCCUGUUGGGACAGCGGCAUAUUUGGGACGAGUAGAACAUCUCAUGCAAUGCCAUUGUGAAGUUCAAAGGGCUGAGGAUUGGCUGAAACAUAGUAUUAUAUUGGAGGCAUUUGAAGCGAGGUCUGCUCGGAUGUCUGUUGCCUGUGCUGAAAGCCUUAGCAGAUUUUCAACUCCAGAAGAGGGUUUUGGUGAAAUCUCAGCAGAUCUGGUUGAGGCUGCCGUUGCUCAUUGUCAGUUAAUUAUUGUUUCCAAGUUCAUUGAGAAACUGCAGCAAGACAUACCAGGAAAGGGAGUGAAAACACAGUUGGAGAACCUCUGCAACGUAUAUGCAUUGUCUCUUUUACACAAACAUCUUGGUGAUUUCGUCUCCACUGGCUGCAUUACCCCAAAACAAGGUGCACUAGCGAACGAACAGCUCAGAUCACUUUACUCCCAGGUCCGCCCGAAUGCGAUUGCCCUUGUUGAUGCAUUCAAUCACACUGACCACUACCUUGGCUCGGUUCUCGGUUGCUAUGAUGGAAAUGUUUAUCAAAAACUGUAUGAGGAAGCGUGGAAGAGUCCGUUGAAUGAUACGGUUGUGCCGGAUGGUUAUGAUGAGUACAUUCGGCCACUUUUGAAGCAAAAUUUUCGUACUGCAAGACUCUAACAGUUCAAGUACCUUGCAGUUGGUUGAAUGUUAGAAUGAGGAAGGUUAGCUUAAAACUGGGCUUCCGCAACUAUUUAUCUUCUCUUACAGAUUAUGGCUCUGAUUUGUUGUUAUUUGCGGAAUUAAACGUCGUCGUAGGGUACCUUCGAUUCUUAAGUUACGUAGUGGGAUAAAAGUUAAAGAUGAUAUAUAUAUGUGUGUUUUAUAUAUCUAUUCUGUAAUAAAUAGAUGGAAAUUAAUUAAGUCUGGCUCGUUCAUUGAUUUA